CUGUGAGGGGAGAUCUGCUCCUCUGGGUGCCUGCUGCGUGCUGUGCUCUCAGGAGGCCGUAUCGUCUCAAGACCUGUUGCAGUCUCCGAAUAUAAACCCCCCUUUGUUGGGGAGAGGUUGACUUGACUGAGCCGCAUGAUCAGUCAGGUGACAAAAUUGGGCACAAAAGCGGAGCAGAAUGAGCAGCUGGGUGAGGGCAUUAGCUGCUGAUCCUGCCUCUUGACAGGCUGUGUUACUCCUCAGGGAAAAAUGAGUGCCUGGCCCUGUCUUCUGCUGUGGAGCUUAACCAUGGUGUGUUUAACAGGUAUUGCUUUAGGCCAGAUAACCAGCACUGAGGUUCCCAUUGCAUCAACCCCAGCACCUCCCAGUACAGCCAGCACUGAGGUUCCCAUUGCAUCAACCCCAGCACCUCCCAGUGCAACCACUGCUGCAGCCUCUGCUCCCCCAGCUGCUCCUGCAACACUCUCAGCUGGACUGACCCCAACCACUGCAAACCCUGCUGCAUCCACAGCAGCUCCAGCUGCUGAUCCGAGCACAAAAUCCCCUUCCCAGACUCUGCCCACCACCACGGGGACCGCCCCCACCUCUGGCAGCAGGGCUGCCUCUCAAGGGUCUGCAGCACUGACAGUCACAUCCAGCGGUGUCCCAGCGUCCCCUCCAGGAAUGACCACAUCCCCUGGGGUCCCAGCAUCAGCUCUGCUCCCCACCACCCCCCAGCCCUCCAGCUGCAGCACAGUGAAUGUGACAGCCUGUGCCCGCUGCCCCCCUGGGACAGUCCCCACCCAAGGCACCUUGAGCUGCUCGUGCUGCACAGGGGGCUCGUGUGUAGAUCCCAGUGCCUGCAGCCCCUGCCCACCUGGCCACUACCAGCCCCAAAGUGGGCAACCAUCCUGCCUGCCCUGCCCACAGGGGUAUUACACCAGCUUCCCAAGGAGCACCGUGUGUCUUCCCUGCCCACCAGGACAUUUUGCUAAUGAGUCUGGGGCUGCAGCCUGCAGAGCCUGUGAGCAAGGCUAUUUUAGCUCCAAGCAAAAUGCAGCUUUUUGUCUGCCUUGCCGGCCGGGGUCAUUUUGCAACACCAGCAGCUGCUCGGCCUGUCAGUCGUGCCCCGGCGGGCAGGAGGCUCCUCGGGAGGCGUCGGAGCGGUGCGAGGCCUGCCCGGCAGGUACAUUCAAAGGUCCCAGUGAUGACAGAUGCAAGGCCUGCAGGACAGGAGAGUACCAAUUACAGCGGGGCAAGGAGAGCUGUGACCUGUGCCCAGAAAACCACUACUGCCCUAGCCCAGAUGUGAACCCAGUCAAGUGCCCUCCUGAUGCCUUCUGCCCCAGGGGCAGCGUGGAGCCCACCUACUGCAUGGAACUUUUCCUGUACAAGGCAGGGGACUCCUGCCAGCUGACCCCUGCCACUGUCAUUGUGCUGGCCACCUUCUCAGCAGGUGGAAUCAUUGUUGUCUUUCUAAUAAUUCUGAGACAGCGGCAAGAGCACAGCAAGAAAUCCUUGAGGUCUCUGUUGCUGCCCCGGGGCCCGGGAGGACACCCCACGUACGGGGGCAUGGAACACACAGAGCCAGUCUAUGCUGGCUGGUAGCACAGGCCACGAGCAGCAGCCACCUGCCUCUCCCUGCCCUGGGGCAACACAGAUGUGGUUCUGGGCAAGGUGUUUAACCACGAGCAACCUAGUUCUGUAUAGCUGAAAUCCGUGCUGGGAAAUAAAACUCAAGGUUUUGAGUUGUGGCUACUUGUGCAAACCAACCCAGCUCCCUGCUCUGCUGCACUGGGCUAAUGGGAAAAGUCUUCCCCUUCCAGUUCCUGGCUUUAUGCACAAGUAAAUACUUUUCUUCUUUCCUCAGGGGGAAACCCCCCCAAACAGCAAUCAGUCAUACCUGUUUCUCCAUUUUAAGUCAGCUCAACAGCGUGAGGACUGACUCCUCCAGUUAUUGAGGUUCCUUUGCACUAACAUGAAUAUGCCUCCUUUUAAUAAUAUGCAAUUUUUUAUUCUGUUCCCCAUUCUCAAAAUUUUUGCAUAAGCCCAAGUCAAGGAAAGGGAUCCUAAGGCUCUCCCCUUCCUUUCAGCUGUGGGCAAACAUGUACAAGUAAAGUAAUGGUUGAUUCCUGGACAAGUAAGUCCCUUUUGUUUCCUGCUGUCAGGUGGUGCUUCGGAGUGGAGCUAUGAAGGAGCAGCAUGCUGCAGGCACAUACCCUGCACCUUUCUGCAUGCUGAGGAGAGGGGCCUGUAGCAGACCCAGUACCUAAAUGCCUGG
This is a messenger RNA of Pseudopodoces humilis (Tibetan ground-tit), 2260 nucleotides long. Lineage: Eukaryota; Metazoa; Chordata; Aves; Passeriformes; Paridae. The record is from RefSeq and is a predicted model, not a curated record.